UAUAAAUUAAAAAACCAGUAUCAAAAAUUAUCUUAUGAAACCUGAACUCUCUCUCCAUCUGUUCAUACGUUUCUGACUCUUUUUUGGUUAAAUUGCUUCAGCGGGUGUGGAUCAGGAUCUAAUACUCUAGCUUCUUUCCCAAGGAUUUGGAUCAGGUUGAUUUCACCAUUUGAGGAUAAGUAAAUCUAGAUUUGCAGUGGUCAAACUUGAGUUGGGUGGACUGGUCAGCUCAAGUUUAAGCUUUUGGUUUGUACUUGAACAAGUUGUGAUGCUUCAAUCUCAGCUUGGGGACUCUCAUGGAGGUUUUUGAUACUUCUCCUUUAACAUUAUUAAUCUUUUCUCCGUUGGGUUGGUGCAGAUUUUGGAGUUUUAAAAGUUUGUGUUUCUGUUCUCAAGUUUUGAUCUUUUGCAUAGGCGAAUCUUUGAUUCCGGUGAGGUUAUAGAUUAUUUAGCUGUAGUGAGAGAACAAUAAAAAGGAUUUUUUUUUCUUUUCUGUGUGGUAGAUUUUUUAUUUUUAUAAUAUGGCCAAUAAUAAGAAACCCCGUCUGAAAGACGUAGCACUUCGCCGUUUCCUUUCAGUAGUUUCAGUCACUUUAUUAGGAGUGUUUUUGUUGAUUUUUCUCUUGGGAACAAAUUCAAGAUCGAAGGAUUUUGUUUCGGGUGAACCAGACGAGUAUUUGACCUAUAGUUAUAACCAUUCAAACAUUAACAAGAAAAUCAAUCUCCCAAAGCAAAGUGAAUUGUCAAUUCAGUUGGAGAAGCUAAACCAGAAACCCCCUAGAAACAGAGAUCUAUAUCCAAGAUUACCCAAGAAUCAUAUAACAAUAGUUUUGUAUGUACACAAUAGGCCUCAAUAUCUCAAAGUAGUUGUUGAGAGCUUAUCACACGUUGUGGGAAUAAGUGAAACUUUACUAAUAGUCAGUCAUGAUGGGUACUUUGAAGAGAUGAACAAGAUUGUUAAGAGCAUUAGAUUUUGCCAAGUGAAACAGAUAUUUGCUCCUUACUCUCCGCAUGUCUUUCCCGAUAGCUUUCCUGGGAUCUCACCAACUGAUUGCAAAGAUAAGGGUGAUUCUUCUGAGAAACAAUGUCAAGGGACUUCUGAUCAGUAUGGAAAUUAUAGAUCACCAAAGAUUGUGUCAUUGAAGCAUCAUUGGUGGUGGAUGAUGAACACGGUGUGGGAUGGAUUGGAUGAAACUCGAGGGCAGUCGGGUCAUAUUCUUUUCAUAGAGGAGGAUCACUAUAUCUAUCCCAAUGCAUACCGGAACUUGCAAAGGCUCAUUGAAUUGAAGCCUGAAAAAUGCCCUGAUUGCUAUGCUGUGAAUUUAGCACCCUGUGAUGUGAAUUCAAGAGGAGAAGGUUGGGAUUGUUUGAUUGCAGAGAGAAUGGGAAACGUGGGCUAUUCUUUCAAUCGGACUGUAUGGAGGAAAGUCCAUAAGAAAGCAAGGGAAUUUUGCUCCUUUGAUGAUUACAAUUGGGAUAUAACCAUGUGGACGAAAGUCUAUCCAUCAUUUGGUGAUCCUGUUUACACUCUGCGAGGGCCUAGAACAAGUGCGGUGCACUUUGGCAAGUGCGGUUUGCAUCAGGGCCAGGGGGAGAAGAAUGCUUGCAUUGACAAUGGCGUAGUACAUUUUGAUGUGGAUAAUGUGGAUAAGGUUGCAAACAUCAAACCGGAAUGGGAAGUGCGAUUCACAGAAAAUCAAUCUGGGUAUAAAGCUGGAUUCAAAGGUUGGGGAGGCUGGGGAGACGAAAGAGACAGGCAGUUAUGUUUGAAUUUCGCUCGGAUGUACCUGCUCGAAGACACUAACACUUCAUCCAGCAAACUGUAAGAGUUGAUGGUCAGCAAUUUAAACAGCUGUUGUAAGUUUAUAAGAUGUAGAUUAGUUUUGUUGCUUAAUUUAUACAUAACAUAUCAAGCUUGUUGCUUGUAAAAUUUACAGCAGAUAGAUUCUUAUAUUGUUUCUCCAAUAUAUUAUUUGAAAAGAAAUUUGAAAGUCUAUCUCUGAGAUGAAACCCCAACAUUGAUUUUCUCCAAUAUAUUUAAAUGCUUUGUUCCAUGUGUUA
Molecule: messenger RNA, 2061 nt
Organism: Cannabis sativa
Lineage: Eukaryota; Viridiplantae; Streptophyta; Magnoliopsida; Rosales; Cannabaceae
Product: alpha-1,6-mannosyl-glycoprotein 2-beta-N-acetylglucosaminyltransferase
Exons: 2
Coding region: 522-1826 (434 amino acids)
Biological process (GO): oligosaccharide biosynthetic process; protein N-linked glycosylation
Cellular component (GO): Golgi membrane; Golgi stack
Molecular function (GO): alpha-1,6-mannosylglycoprotein 2-beta-N-acetylglucosaminyltransferase activity
Source: RefSeq, a predicted model, not a curated record